UUUUUAAAGUUUCUUUAAAAAAGAAAGAGAAAUAGAAGAAGGGAGAAUUUUUAAGAAUUAAUAUAUUUUGCCAAUGAGUAAAUAUCUAAUCGCGUAAGAAGAUCUGACUAACCGUUAAUUCUAAUCCAAUUAUCCAUUCAGUAGUCAAGAAUCUAUUCAAAGCGUUUUAAAAAAAAUAACAUUUAAUCGUACGAUCGAGUACAUUCGACUUUUUAGAAGUGGAAAUGAUUUAUCUGGACAGGUUUUGUUUGACACGUUAAUUAUUAAUAGAUAACAGGAGCGUAUAACAGAUUUCCAUUUGAAAAGUUUCGCAGGAUAGAAUUCGUCUCGCGUUACUGACUGCCACGUGAACCGUGUAUCGCUUAGCGAUACGUUUCGUAUUAUCAGCGUUGGGCGUAUAUCUGGCGUAAAACUGCCAGAACCGAUAUAUAUAUCCGUAAUGUUCGAACAAAACAGGAGAAGGCGAACAUGGGAGAACAAUGAAGACACCUUGUACCGUUUCCGAAUUCACUGAUGAAAAAAGAAAGAAGAAAAAACGUAUCGCGUGAUUUACGACGGAUCCGAUUCACUGCUAACGGUACGCGGAGAAUCGUUUCGAAAGGAAACGAAUGGUAACCGAAACCCUUUUACUUUGCGCUCCGUUUCGGAAUCAAAGCGAAAACAGUAGUAAACACAUACAAAGUAUCGUCGAAACGGUUCUCACCGAGUUAUUUAUAAAAAUUCCUCUUCUAAAAGAGAAGAAGAAGAAAAUUACACAGAGAUUACGUAAUACACAGAUAAUCGAAAUUAUCGAUAUUAGCAUCCUGCACGUUUUGCAAAUUCCACACCUGUCCGGAUAGAGAUUACGCAAACAUUCCCACGAUACGAUUCAUCCACACCUAAUCCUAAAAAUAAUCUCAUUUUUCCAACAUUCUUAUUUACACGAUUCCUACGACUACGACUCUCACCGAAUCAUCUCCCCAAAUUACCAUUCCCGGAACCCAAAAGGACCACGUUCCCACCUACCAUAUAUAUAUACAUAUAUAUAUAAACUUAGCUCGCAUAUAACACGCGGCAGAUGGAGAAGGGAAAAAGGAGCGCGAUGCCGGAAGCGAACGCAAGAUCGUUCAUCCCGGCAUGUAAAUUCGCGCGGUAUCUAAUAUCGCGCGCAUUGUACGCUCUCCCCGAGGUCCGUGGCGCGGCGGUUAGAUUAGAAACGUGCAAACGCGGAGGAUCUCCUUAAAUCAACCGUUUUCUGAUAUCUCUGUUCGCUGUUCGCCGAAAGCGGGAAGAGAGGAAAGUGAGCGCGCUACCGAUAUGCCGGAACACCUGAAACUAACUCCCUUCUUCCCCUUUGUACAUACACGUACGUAUGUAAAUGCGCGUCUUAUAUCUGGGAUCAAGCGGGUACGUUGCAUUCCGUAGCGGGUGCGCGUGUUCGUGCAUUGUGCGCGUAUGGAGAGAGAGAGAUUAGAGAGAGCAGCAACGAGGCCGGCAUUCCCCCCAUUCGUGGGGGAAAGAGGAGAGUUAGACGACAGAGCGAAGGUUGGCCCCACCGUGGGCCGGAGAGACGCGCACCGGGGAACAAUUAAUCGUGCAAGAUGGAAAACGCAACUAGCGCGCACCGAGGAAUGCGCGUGAUGCGCGUAACAUCGACAAUCAGGGCCGUGAUUGCGCUACACGGGAAUCAAAUUAGCAUCGCCAUUAGAACCCGGGGGAUAUACGAUAGGCGUAUUUGCCCCGAUCUAUCGGGGAUCCGCCCCGAUGGAUCCUUUCUCCGACCGGCUCAUUUUUUUUUUUAGGAUCGACUUUAUCCUCCUCCUGUUUUUUUUUCCAGGGAUCGGCUACUUGCCGUUCCAUGCACGGGGUGUUGAAAAUGAAAUUUGGGGAGAAAUUUUGGGAGAGGAAAUUAUCGAUAGAGAUUCGAUCGUGGGACGUAGAUUUUUCGAAGCGACGAUGAUUAAAAUUUUAUCGAAUGUCAAGAUAUUAAAAAAGAGAGAAUAUUGGAUUGUAUAAAUAAGGACGAAUAUAGAAUCGAUCAAUUCGAUCAAACACGAGUGUUUCUUUUUCGUUGAAGAUGUUAGAAUCCUGGUUAAAAUCCGUGGAUUAUUGGAACGGCCUGUAUCGAGUCUUAUAUGCGCGUCCAAAGGGAAGCACGUGCGUUGCGUGGCACGCGUUGCACGCAUAAACCCCAACCCAGCGGGCUCGUGUGUAUUCGACCGCUCCCUUCGAGACGAGAUAAACGCUCGGCUGACACGCAAAUGCGGAAACCCGUCGAAUCAAUCGCGGCAUUGUUCCUUAGCGAUAGGAAAUAGGUGAACGGAAACUGAUUUAAUGAACGCCAUUACGCAUUCUCCUCGCAUCUAAUCGCUUCGAGUAAAAUAACUUAGAAAAGAGAGGAAUUUUCUCCGCGAUGCCUGUUGUGCUGCGUCUAUUACGGUCCAACGCGGGCUUACAAGACGAUCCAUCACGAUUCAUCGUUUCUAAUAAAUUUAUCGAUUAUCGAGCGUGCGAAUCGGAAGGAGUUUCGCGUACAACUUCAACUGGCAAAGUUUGAUAAUGGAGUUCUAUUAAAAUUCCCAGUGUAUCUAAAACACUGUACGAUAAUGAACGGAAAAUUUACGAGUAUCUCAAUAUCACGAUGCAUGGUGACCUCGGCCAUCCCAACACACAGGAUCUCGAAAAUACGUCGAAUCGAUGCGCGACGACCAGCACUUCCAACGGAAUGAUUAACCUCAAUUUCGACGAGGAAUGGUUGACCUACGAAAAACUGACGGAAAUAUUUCUGUUCCAAACCAUCUCGAAGGCGCGAUUGACCGAUCCUCGACCCGUCAGAUUGUGCAAGACGAUACAGCAACAAGCGAAAUCCGUAGACGUGUUGAGGCAUGUUCGUCAGUCGUCGAAAUUAGCGAAGAACAAAGUAGUGGUUCUGAAAAAUGCGAACCAACCGGUUAUUUUCGAUAAAAGAGCGGAUGGGGAUAAGGCUAGGGACGUUGCGCCAAUACCAAUAAGAAAAAGCCUCUUCCCAUACGUGUCUCCUUACGUUCUCUUCCAAAGCCACGAUCACGUACCAACGAAAAAAUUGCCAAGGGAUUUUGUCCAACUUUUCAAAUGGAAGUUCACUAGUUCCAUGCCCAGGAUAUUGAUCAGGAUCCUGGUCAAUUCUGGAUACGAAGUGGUCAACAAAGGAUCGGAUUGGUCCGCCGUUUGGAAUCUGUCUAGCAAGGACGUGAUGAGGUUUCGGCGUAUGAAACCAUUUCAAAAGGUAAACAACAUGCCAGGUUCGCAUAACAUAGGGAACAAGGAUUUAUUGUGGACUCACUUGAACAAAAUGUCGAAGAAAUUCGGAUCCGAGUACAACUUCAUGCCUCGUACGUACAUCCUGCCCAAGGAGAUACAAAAAUUCGAGAGCAUGUGGAGCAGGCACGGUAUAGGAACCACGUGGAUAAUCAAACCGCCGUCCGCCGGCCGUGGCCAGGGUAUCAAGAUUGUUAAUCAAUGGUGGGAAAUACCAAAGUGGCAUUCGGUAAUCAUUCAACGAUACAUCACCAAGCCGAAACUAAUCAACGGGUUGAAAUUCGAUCUGCGAAUAUACGUUCUUCUAACAAGCAUCAAUCCGCUCAGAAUUUAUAUCUAUCAAGAGGGAUUGGUUCGUUUCGCUUCGGUUAGAUAUAUUCGCGGAACCAAUUUAAACGACAAAUAUAUGCACCUGACAAACAGUAGUGUGAACAAACAGAAUCCCGCAUACGUGAUGAACGACGGAGUGAACUCGUUCAAAGGGCAUAAAUGGUCUUUCUCGAGUUUAUGGUCCUAUCUGAAGCAGGAGGACGUGAACGUUGUCGAAUUGUGGUCCCUGAUCAAGAAUAUCAUUAUCAAGACAUUCGUGGCCGUGGAAUCCAGCAUGAACGCCGCCAUUUCGGAAAAUCUUGUCUCGAAUUACAGCUGUUACGAAUUGUACGGAUUCGACGUACUCCUCGACGAAAGUUUGAGACCCUGGCUACUCGAAGUCAACAUUCUGCCGUCGUUGCAAACCGAUUCGCCACUCGAUACUUCCAUCAAGGGUACAUUGGUCAAAAACGUGUUGAACAUGGCUGGAUACCAGAUACCGAAAAACGAGCAAGUUUCGAGUAACGGUAUAUCGAACAAGAAGUACGACUCGAUCGCGCACAAUUACAAAUUGUACAGCACGGCUUUGAACCUUCAAGAGAAGACGAAACAGAACGAGAUCAACGCGAUGGAGACGCGGGACGAGUAUUUGGCCAUUAUACUCGAGAAUUUGACCAGGGACGAUAUCAGGCAAUUGAUCCGUUACGAGGACGAGCUGAGCCAGGUUGAAAACUUUGAGAAAAUCUUCCCUACCAAAAAUACCUAUUGCUAUUUCAAAUUCUUCGAAGUGAAGAGAUACUACGACCGAUUGCUCGACGCUUGGGAAAAUCUUUAUUCGGAUAACAGAACGGAAGGUAUUCGUAGGUUGCAGCAAUAUUGCGAGAAUAUGCAACAUCUAGAUCAAAACGAGUGAAAGAUCUGAAAGAUUGAUCUUUGAUCCUUUUUUUUUUCUUUUUUUUUUCCUUUUUUUUUUUUUUUUUUUUUUUUUUGGAUUCAUGUUUGUGAUAUCAUUCGAGAUCCAAUUAAAGCGGUUUCGCACGGAGCCAAGGCCAACAGCGUGGCGCGAGGAUUUUUUUUUUUUUUUUUACGUAAAUCGUGAGUAACAUUCUGGACAACGUAACAUGCAGGAAGGAGAAAGAAGGAAGAGAAUACCUACGACAGGUAUGGAAGAAGAGGAUAGUACAGGACAGCCAUGAUAAUACGUCAUUGCGUAAUUUUAUUCUGAAGCCUCGUUCGGAAAUAUUUUUUCGUGCAUCGAAAAUUUAUUAUUUCUUAACUAUCCAUCGCGAAAUUCUUGAUAUAAUUAGCGAUAAUCUCAUCUACGUAACAUCCACGAGAAAAAAAGUGUGACGAGCGUGUUUAGAUUAUCCCAAAUUUUCUUCUCCUUAACUUUCGCGUUACCAUUACGAUUCGUCGCCUUUCCAGAAUUAUACUAAUUUCGGAUGAAUUUUCGAAAAAAAAAAAAAAAAAAUGUAUGCCGAGUCAAAGUCAAAAGUCUUUUGGAAAAGCAAAGGUUUCAAACAUUAACGAUCGAUCGAAAAGAAUGACAGAUUUUGAUAAAAGAACUUUUGGGAUAAUCGAAUCUAUCUAAGGGUUAAAAUUCCCUGAUUACGUAAAAUUUCGUUUUUGAAAUUGUGUUUCUUCAAGUUUAAUAUUUUUUUCAAGUUUAUCAAGUUUAAUGUUUUUCAUAUACUUAUACGUAUAUAAUUAUU
This is a messenger RNA of Apis mellifera (honey bee), 5297 nucleotides long. RefSeq names its product tubulin polyglutamylase TTLL4-like. The record is from RefSeq and is a predicted model, not a curated record. Bases 2621 to 4498 code for a protein of 625 amino acids. Gene Ontology annotation, cellular component: cilium. Gene Ontology annotation, molecular function: tubulin-glutamic acid ligase activity; tubulin binding. Gene Ontology annotation, biological process: microtubule cytoskeleton organization; protein polyglutamylation. The transcript is spliced from 4 exons. NCBI's taxonomy places the organism in Eukaryota, Metazoa, Arthropoda, Insecta, Hymenoptera, Apidae.